Frankliniella occidentalis (western flower thrips) is the source of this 4293-nucleotide messenger RNA. RefSeq lists its product as uncharacterized. Lineage: Eukaryota; Metazoa; Arthropoda; Insecta; Thysanoptera; Thripidae. The transcript has 9 exons. Gene Ontology annotation, cellular component: extracellular region. Gene Ontology annotation, molecular function: chitin binding. Bases 1236 to 3569 code for a protein of 777 amino acids. The record is from RefSeq and is a predicted model, not a curated record.
CCGACCGCCCCCCGCCGCUGUCUGCGCCGCCCCCCACCAAGCUGUUGCUCGGGGGCAGCUCUGGCCACCACUUCCCGGUCGACAGUCACCGCCUGCAACACCAGCAGCAGCAGCUCCAGAAGGCCCAGCAACAGCAGCAGCAACUUCAGCAGCAGCAGCAACAGCAGCAGCAGAUACAGCAACAGCACCAGCAGCUUCUCCUCCAACAGCAGCAACAGCAACUACAGCAACAGAAACAACAGCAGCAACAGCAGAGCUUCCAACAGCAACGCCAGCAACAGCAACACCACCAACAGCAAAUCAACUUGCUCGCGUCGACGCAGCACAAUAAGAACCGCGCCGGCACGAAUGGCCCCUCCCCGAUCGGACACAACCACGCCAGCCUGGGACACGGCCGGCCUUCCUUGCCUCCCCCGCGGGGCUUCACGCCGUCUGCCCCCAGCGGCCCCUCCGGCCCCUCCGGCCCCGGCCCCGGCUCCAGCCCCGCCCCCGGCUCCGCGGGACCCACCAGCAUCCUCCGGCCAGUCACUCCAAGGCCCGUGUCGCACGUGGUGCUCCCCACGACGCUGUCGCGCGGGCCGCCCAAAGCCACGCCCAGCCCGCCGCAGCCUUUCAGACCGUUCCAGCCCGCGGUGGCCACGCCCAGCAGCCCGGGCCGGCAGCCUGGGCGGGACCCUGGGCGGGAGCCUGGGCGGGACUCGGGCCCCAGCCCGACGCCCGAGUCGGCCUACCUGUUGCACCAGCUCAAAGUGAACCAGCAGACCCAGGGGCAGCACCAGCACCAGCACCAGCACCAGCCGCAGCCCGCGCAGCCCGACCAGGGCGACUACUAUGUGGUCGGCGACGACAGCAAGGCGGAGGAGGACGACGAGGACGUCGAGGACGAGGAAGAGCUGGAAGACGAGGAGCCGGAGGCGCAGUCCGCGCCUGCCAAAUCGAACGUGCACCCGCGACUGACCCCCGGGCUGAGCCAGGGACCUCAGCAGUCCUUCUCGGCGUCCAUACAGCACCCGGCAGCCAAGCAGGGGGCGCCGCCCGCCCACUCCUCCAUCAGCUUCAAGCCCCUCUUCUCGACGGCGGCCGUGACGCCUGGCGUCGCGGUCGUGUCGUCUACGCGGACAUCCUCGUCGUCGUCGUCUUCCUCGUCCAAGUCGGUGUCGUCGUCGGGGCCCAGCGCGCCGGGUGGGCCGGGGCCUGGGAACGCUCCGUCCAAGUCGACCAGCCAGCAUGACUCCAUGCACCCGAGCGAGCUGGACUACGGCAGGUUCUUGUUUAGCUCGGGCAACACCACGGACGCGCAGGACGCCGUGGACGCGUACGAAGACUACCGCGACGACGUUGACGACGUUCAGGACGACCCGUUCUUCGACGACGUGCCACGGGUCAACGGCGCGCGGGCACGCACGAAGCGGGACGAUGGCCGGUCCCGGCAAGAUCGCCGUCACCACCAACAGGAGCACGGCGAGGAUCCCCUGCCAGCGGAGCCCGUCCGGGAGCCCGUCAGGCACUGGCAGCAGCAGAGGGGGCAGCGCGGCCGCACGCGCGUGUCGGCCCAGGCCCUCCUGCUGGAGCAGCGCGGGAUCGCCACCACGCCCGCCACCCCCGCCACCCCUGCCACCCCUGCGGAGCCACUCGAUGAGGGUGCCGUGGAGGACACGGGAGAGGCCGCCGUUCCGAAGAGGCGGGCGCGGCCGCAGGUGACGCGCGCCCGCGGCAGGUCGCGGUACGCCUUCAUGGAGGACCCGCUCGAGGCGCCGACGCCGACGCCAUCCGUGGAGCCGCUCACAUCAGACCCGCUCCCAGAGACGGAGUUCUCGUGCUCCGACAAGGUGGCCGGCGGCUUCUACGCCGACACGCAGGUCGACUGCCAGCUGUUCCACAUCUGCUCGCAGGCCGGCAACGACAGGCUGCAGGACAACAAGUUCAUGUGCGGGCCCGGGACGCGCUUCAACCAGCGCAGCCGCACCUGCCAGGCGCGCGAGCUGGUGGACUGCAGCGUGUCCACGCGCUACUACAACCUCAACGCGCACUUCCGCCUGCCGCCGCCGGAAGAGCCCGUGACGGUGCCGACGUUCGACUCGCUCAAGGUUGCCACCCGCAGGAAGCGCUCACCGCAGCGGAUCCGCCCGGCACUGCGAGGUCCGGACCGCGAGGACGGCGCAGGCUUCCGCUGCGCGGGGCCCGGGCUGUUCGCGGACGUGCUGUCCGGCUGCGCCAUGUUCCACGUGUGCCACGCCGACCCGGGGUCGAGUCGCGCUCACCGCGUGUCCACGCAGCCCUGCCCGCCGGGCCAGCUGUUCAACCAGGGGCUGGGCUCGUGCGACACCGAGGAGCUUGUCGAGUGUGAGCUGCUGGCCAGCGCGGACCAGGGCUUCGGUGGCGUGGCGAGGCGGGCGCGGCGCUCCUUGGCGGUGCUCGUGGACGUGGUCCAGGACGCGGUCGGGGAGGUGCGGGGGGAGAGAACGCGGCGGGCGCGCCGAGCCGCCCCGCAGGACAGUCCGCUCGAGUUCUACUACGCCGACUACGACGCGGCCGUGCCCGUGUCAGGGCGACGGGCGGACACCCACACCGACGGCUUCCCGCGGGCUCUGGCCGCCGGCGACGAGCAGCAAGAGUACUUCCGCUACAGCGACGCCGUGGCCACCGUGGGCACCCCGCUCACCACCACCACCGCCAGGCAGUUCAAUCCGGACGACUACGUCGACGACAACUACGAGCCGCUGAUCGAGCCCCAGGGCGUGGACAGCAAACCGUCCAGCUUGUUGCCCGAGAAGCACCCCGGGCCCGCCACGGCCGUGCCGCCCGUCACCGCCGUCGCCACGGCCUCGGCCUUCGUCGACGACGACCGGGGGGAGAGCGUCGAGAGGCAUGCGCCACUUUCAGUGGCCUCGCUGCGCGCCGACGACCCCCAUCAGCCCGUGGUGUACGCCUCGGACCUCGCCUCGCCGCGGCCUCAGCCCACACCCAGCACGGGCAUCGACAAGGACGCCGUGGCCGUGACUUCCAUCCCCCAGGUGGUCUCCGACAAACCCCCGGCCACCCUGCCGUCCCCUCCGGACGCCGGACCCUCCAAGUCCUCGACCACGGGGCUCGUCACGCCGAACAACAAUCUCUUGGACUCGGACACCCCGACAACGACACCCAGCAUGGCGUCGACCACGCCGACUGCAGCGAGCGCAAGCGGCGCGCACCGCUUCCGCGUCGGCGAGAAGCAGGAGGAGACGCUGGACCCUCGCCACGUGCCAUCUACAACAACAUUACCAUCCUCUCCGUCCACCGCGGGGGAAGGCCGCCGCCCCCUCGGGGAGCAGGAGCCGGCUGUCGCAGCCUCCGCGCCGCCGCCACCGAGGCGCCCGCACAAGAAGUCGCAGCCGCAGCGGUUCGUGUGCUCGGGCCGGGAGCUGAAGGCGUUCCACGCCGACCCGGCGGACUGCCGGCUGUUCCACUAUUGCUCGCCCGGCUUCAGCCGCGCGCAGCUGCUGGACUUCAGGUUCCGCUGCGAGGAGGGCACGGUGUACCAGCGCGCCACGCACCGCUGCGAGCCCGGCCAGUGCCCCUCCGCCCAGUGACCACGCAGUGACCACGCAGUGACCGCGGACCUAGGUGUGCCAACUUCACGACUUAAAAGUGUGUGCGUGUAUGUGUGAGGGAGAAUGUGUGUGUAUGUGAGUUUUUACGUGCGUAUGUGUGUAUAAGUAUGUCUCAGUGCCUGUAUGCUGUUGUGUAUUUUAGAGUACGAAUGGAAAUUAAUGUAUGCAUGAAAGAGUGUGUGUGAGAGUGUGUGCACUAGAAUGGUGUAAACGAGUGGCUCAAUCCUAAUCAUAAUUUCGAUUAUACUCUGUUAUUCUGUGUUGCCUUUCUUUAAGAUGAGUAUACAUGGUUCAAAUGUAUGUUUUUGAACUGCGCCAAUGUGAUAUGAAUGUGUAGUUGCGAUGUACGUAAUUAUCGAGAGGGGUCCUCCUGUGACAGUAGCGAAUUAUUGUGUCAAAUGCUACAUGCUCAGCCAGCAAAAGUCAUUUUUUAACGUAAUGAAGUUGUUUUUGCUGUGUUUCCGUAAUUUUAACCGUACUUGUCUAUGGUACCGAUUUUUAAAAAGUACAGUAAAUGCCCACUGAAAUUCGAUGACGACCUGUAGCUUGAACCCUGUUUUGACACUAUAAUUGCAUCUAUGUUAAUUUUCAGUAUUUGUCAUCGUAAGUUCAUUUGCUGCUAAUGGGUAGCUGUCUGCAUCUUUUGCUCCCUCAAAUCAGGUUUUUAUACGUCUUUGUUGAAAUAAAUGAUCAAGAUAUGUGA